CUGCAAAUCACAGCUCAAAUUCUAACAGACGUAAAUGUGUGGUAAAUGUGUGAAUGACCUUUUUUUUUGCAUUUUGGAAAUGUUCUUUUAGCUACUUAACAAAAUGUAUGUUCACUAACUGUCUCUGUAGCAAACCCAGAUUAAUACAUUUCUCCUGCUGCGUCUCCUCCAGUAUCACCUCCUGCGUUUGAGGGUCCACUCAUGCUUCUCCAUCAUGUUUAGAGCUCAUUCAUUCAUCAGCCUCCAUCUCUCUGCUCUAGAAUCUUGGGUGAUCCCGUUUUCCCCUCCUUCCGAUCGCACAUCCUCCUCCAUCUCAUUGCCAGAGGGGAGACACGGCCCCAUCAAUAACACUCAGCAGGUAACGACAGAGCCACUCAGAUGGAUUACGACACAUCAGCCAGUCCUGGAAUGUGACACGGGUCCGAACGUCCUGGGGUCCUGCACCGUGGCUCCCUGGCAUGCAGCUGUGGGCUGAGCUCUGAUGACAUCACAGGAGGGGCAGGUAAAAGAGAGUGACAGAGCUCCGACACCUGCAGACUACCCGCGGUAACAGCACACUGAAGCACAGCUGGAGAUAAUGAUCUUUCUGCAGAGCUCCAUUCAGCUGCUAUCUGCUAUGUGCGCUCACACCAGCGUCCUGCUUCUCAUCACCCUUGGGGCUUCAAUGCAGGAUGCUUUGGGUCUCCCACGAUGAAGCAGCCGGAAGCGGGCGCCGGUGAUGGAGCUCCGAGCCAGAGAGUGCGGACUAAACGCUGCGCCUGCAGCAGCCCGCUGGACUCUGAGUGCCACUACUUCUGCCACCUGGACAUAAUCUGGGUCAACACUCCGAGUAAGACAACGGUUUAUGGUCUAGGUGGUGCUCUGAACAGACGCCGACGGUCCCUCGGCCGCUGCACUUGUGCCAAACCCGGUGAUGGAGCCUGUACCACCUUCUGCCGUCGCAGCUUUGGAACCCUGUCUCCCAAAAUACACCAAGUCAACAUCCACAGCAUCCUCAGAGCCCUCGGCACCAGGUCCAAGAGGACUCACAACGCACUGGACUCAGACAGAGACAAAUCCCCGGAGGAGCGGAGAGAGAGCCCUCAGUAGCGAGGGCCGGAGGACGAGAGCAGCGAGCGUCUGAACAAACAACACUGAGCAGGAGGACGGAUGCUGAGAGAUGUGGCCGACGCGCCAGGGAGCAGGUGGAACGCACUGCAGUGUCCUGCAGGCACCAUCAUGGAAAGCAGGACUCUGAGAUCAGAUCUCACUGUGUGGUGGCAGGAGGUCGUGUGGUCGUGUCUGACCCACGUUCGGGGCCAGAACUGACACAGGAGGACGGACCAGAGGGAAAGAACGUGUUUAAAACAGCUCUCGAACACACAGCAGAAGCCAUGAAGACCUAGUUUUAUUUACUAUUUUAUGAUUUUGAUACGUACGUCAUGAGUGACUGAUACUGUGGAAAAAAUAUUUAGACCUAAACGGAACCUGUAUCUCUUCUUAUCUGUUAGUAUUUGUGAAUGUUUUUCAAAUAAUAAAGACACAAAC
Messenger RNA from Betta splendens (Siamese fighting fish), 1527 nucleotides. Its product is annotated as endothelin-2. The record is from RefSeq and is a predicted model, not a curated record. Gene Ontology annotation, biological process: regulation of vasoconstriction; regulation of systemic arterial blood pressure by endothelin; intracellular calcium ion homeostasis. The transcript is spliced from 5 exons. NCBI's taxonomy places the organism in Eukaryota, Metazoa, Chordata, Actinopteri, Anabantiformes, Osphronemidae. Gene Ontology annotation, molecular function: endothelin B receptor binding; hormone activity. Bases 691 to 1089 code for a protein of 132 amino acids. Gene Ontology annotation, cellular component: extracellular region.